This is a messenger RNA of Ornithorhynchus anatinus (platypus), 1196 nucleotides long. RefSeq names its product thiamine triphosphatase (gene THTPA). The record is from RefSeq and is a predicted model, not a curated record. The annotation marks the transcript as partial. Gene Ontology annotation, molecular function: magnesium ion binding; thiamine triphosphate phosphatase activity. Gene Ontology annotation, biological process: dephosphorylation; thiamine metabolic process; thiamine diphosphate metabolic process. NCBI's taxonomy places the organism in Eukaryota, Metazoa, Chordata, Mammalia, Monotremata, Ornithorhynchidae. The transcript has 4 exons.
CGACCCCGAGGGGCGGUUUGGGGGGGUGCCCCCCGUCUUCCUCCGCCUUCGUCGGCCGCCCCGCCCGCCUCCUCCCUCCCCCCGGCCGGGCCCCAACAUGGCCGCCCCCGAGGAGGCCGGGAAGUGGCCAAGGGCCGGCCAUUCCCGGCGUGCACCGCGAAGCGGCCUCCCUCCCCCUCCAUCACUGCGGGCGCCUGCACAGUGGGGUGUGGGGGGCUGCCAGCCGCCGCCGACCCCCAGCAGGUCGAGGAACUAGGCCUGGAAGAGAUGGCAAGAUGACUGUGGUACCUCUUAAGCGCUUACUAGGGGUCAAGCACCGCGCAAGGCCCUGCUGAACCUCAAGCUUCCGCGAGACGCCCCGUGAGGUCAGGGGGUCCCCUUCCCCCCCCGACCCCCACCUCCAAUCCGUCUCGCCUGUCCGGAGGGAGGCGGUCCCGGGCUCAGAGGGCCGGGGUCCGGCCGCGGGCCUCAUGGCGUCGGGCCGGAUCGAGGUGGAGUGCAAGUUCGUGCCGGGGCCGGGCACCGAGGAGCGGCUGCGGGCGCUGGGCGGCACGUUGGAGCACCGGACCUCCUUCAGCGACAGCUACUACGACACCGCCGAGCUGACCCUGAUGCGGGCCGACCACUGGCUGCGGCGGAGGGAGGGCAGCGGCUGGGAGCUCAAGUGCCCCGGCCCGGGGGUCGUCCCGGGCCCCCACACCCGGUACGACGAGCUGUCGGCCGAGCCCGCCAUCGCGGCCCGCCUGGGCGAGGUGCUGGGGGCCGGGCCCCGGGGGGCCGACCGGGUGGAGGUCCUGCUGGGGCCCCUCGGCCUGCAGGAGGUGGCCACUUUCGCCACACAGAGGAGCUCCUGGAGGCUCAGGCCGGCCGGGGAGGAGGCCGUCGGGCCGCUGACGGUGGAUCUGGACCGGGCGGAUUUUGGCUACGCCGUGGGGGAAGUGGAGGCGCUGGUGGGGGAAGAGGCCGAGGUGCCAGGCGCCCUGGAGAGGAUCCAUAACCUCAGGCGCCUGCUUGGUGUGCCCGAGCUGGAGCGGCCCCCCGCCAAGCUGCUGGUCUACCUGCAGCGCUUCCGGCCUCGGGACUACCGGCGGCUCCUGGCCGCGGCCACCGGGCAGCGGUGCGGGACGGUGGCGGCCUCCGAGGAAGGGGCCGAACCCGUGACAGAUGCCGAGGCCCGGAGAAGUGAGGCGACCGGC